Plasmopara halstedii is the source of this 234-nucleotide messenger RNA. RefSeq lists its product as uncharacterized. The record is from RefSeq and is a predicted model, not a curated record. Lineage: Eukaryota; Oomycota; Peronosporomycetes; Peronosporales; Peronosporaceae. The coding region runs from base 1 to 234 and encodes 77 amino acids. The transcript has 4 exons.
AUGCGCGAGACGGUGCACGAGCAGAAACACUGCACAAGACACAGUAGUAAAGUCAUACAAUUAGCCCCAGUUGAUUUUUACGGAUUAACUACAGAUUUAGCUUGUAUACGAGAGGAUGUGCGAGAUUUUCAAGAUUUUGUGCUGACAACGGUACUCUUAGGACGUCAGAUCUGCAGCUUUCCAAUGAGAAGUCGUGGUAGUGUUAUAAACAUAAAAUGCUUUUUGGAUUUGUGA